AGUCUGUGAAGAUGAGUGCACGCAAACUACUUAGCACAUUGCUAUUGUGCGCCGUGGUAAGCCGUGUGGCCUAUGGUGCUAGCCUCGAAGCCGCAGCAGCACAAAACAGCAUCUCUGUCAACAGCGACCACACCGAGCCUGAACUGGCAGUAGCCGCAGAGCAACAGGGUCAACAUGAGCCAAGCCAGCCAGGUGGCGAGUCAGCUACACAUAUCCGUCAGAAACGAGCCACCAGCGGACCCUGCCGGCGUACUUCGGUCACAGUCGGGAGGCAACUACUGGAAGGCAUCGUCGGGUACAACAUCGACGGCCCGGCAACGUUCCCAGUGGCCUAUUGCACUGGUGGCUGUACUCUGGGAUUGCCACCUUACCCUGUGGUGAACAGCACUCACCACGCCCUACACGAGUACUUCCUUUUCACCCAGAGUCCACGCAAAGUGAGAAACCUGGCGUGUGUGCCGAGCGCGUACAAGCCAGUGCAGAUCAGGUUCCAGGCUGGAUCGCCUUACGCUUACAACACGGGCUACUACAACCUAGAUGUGGUUGGUUGCCAGUGCGUGUAGAGGGAAUACAAGGUGUGCGCGCCUGUGUGUUUGGGGAGGGGGGAGGGUCGUGCGCGGACAUGUGUGUUUCUGUGCGCGCGUGCGCAUGUGUAUAAUGUGCAUGUGUAUGUGUGUGUAUGCGCGUCCGUGUGUAUGUGCGUACGUGUGUUCGUGCGUAUGUAUGUAUGUAUGUAUGUAUGUAUGUAUGUACGUGUGUGUUGGUGCAUGCGUGUGUGCGCGUGCCUGUGUACCUCCUCGGGAUGUCAUCAAUUUUCUCUAUUGCAUUCGCUGACUGGUAUGCAUUUCCCAUGUUUGGCCUUUUCACCCGUGCUCCGAGUUGAUAACGUGCUCGUUCCCACCCCACGCCUCAUACGCGUCCUGCGUCCUUAGUCCUUAUUUCUUUCGCUGCUACAUUGUGUGUCGUGUAACUAAUACUUGCAUGAAUCCCUUUUUGCGGCAUAUGCCACUAGGCAGGCGCGGCGCGACACGGCCCCUUCCAUCAUACAAUCACAUGACAGUUUAUGUUCCACGUACAUGUACAGGUACCUGGACUUCAA
Molecule: messenger RNA, 1099 nt
Organism: Sycon ciliatum
Lineage: Eukaryota; Metazoa; Porifera; Calcarea; Leucosolenida; Sycettidae
Product: protein decapentaplegic-like
Molecular function (GO): growth factor activity
Source: RefSeq, a predicted model, not a curated record